AUGGAUUCACCGGACCGGAGCCUCAAGACAGAGCGACUGGCAAGAAUACUUUCGAUUCUGGACUCUCUCAAAGACACGGGACUGGCCAACGUAAUUGACCUCCCGAAGAUCGUCGUCUGUGGCCAACAGAAUUCCGGAAAGAGCUCUCUUCUUGAGAGCCUGACAGGGCUGAAGUUUCCGGUCAAAGAUGGACUCUGUACCCGUUUCGCAACAGAACUUGAAGUGAGAAGAGCCCCGGAUUCGUCACUGCAUGCGUGCAUCGACCCCGGCCCAGAUCGCACCGCCUCCGACAUCGAACACCUCCGUAGAUUUCGGCCCACGGUCACAGACGUCGAUUCACUCGGACAAAUCAUCGAUGAGGCCCAGUUCUACAUGUCCAAGAUCAACCCGUCGACCAUCUGCUCGGACAUCUUGCGCCUUCAAUUCAGAGGAUCGGAUCUCUUCAAUUUGAGCCUUGUUGAUCUGCCGGGGGUGUUUCACAACAAAGCCCCGGGCCAGACCCUCGAGGACAAGGCUGCGGUGGACCAAUUGGUGCGCAACUACCUACGACUCCCGCGGGCCAUCAUCCUGACCAUCGUCUCCGGAGGCAACGAGCCCGCGAACCAAAUCAUCACGCAGAUGGCAAAGGAGGAGAGAAAUGACGGAUGCCGGGUCAUUGGUGUGGUCACAAAGCCCGAUGAACUCGACGGCAGUACGCGCGACCACCAGCGAGAGGUGUUUCUGCAGAUUCUGAACAACGAAGUCUACCACUGCCAGCUGGGUUGGUUCAUCAUCCGGAAUCGGAAUGGAGAGCAGAAACAGCUCAGUGCCGAUGAUCGAGACGAGAUGGAGGCGAAAUACCUCCGGGGCAAGAAUUGGUCUUCGGUUCCGAAGGAACAAAAGGGCGUGGGGCGGCUACGAAGUAGGCUGAUCCAAAUCUACCACGAAGAUGUUCUGAGCCAACUCCUACCGAUCACAGCUGAGAUGGAGGAGGAACAAAACAAGAUCAAGAGACAGAUAUCGAACGUGGCCAUGAGACCUCCCCCUCAUCUCACGAAGACGGCCCUCCUCAAGGCAAUCACGCCACUCAAUACAUUGAUCCGAGACGCGAUUGCCGGUCAGUACCAGCACGAGUUCUUUCAACAAUCACCGCGGGCGCACCAGGCCCUACUCCACGACGAGAUCCUAGGUCUCAUCGAUUCGUACAAGAGUCGCCUUCGAACCCACCUCAAAGACGCCAAGCCUUUAGGGAACACGGUCAACUUCGCGGCAUCGCGUACGGACAAGCGCGGCGCGGGUGAAGCGGACCCUCUUGGUCAGGCCAUGGAAAUGCUUUCGCUCGGCGGAGGGCUUCCAGGGCAGUAUAACCCCGCCGUCACCGAGGACCUCUUCCACAAACUCGUGGCCGAGUGGUCUUCCAUCUUCAGAGACUUGGUGCGUGACCUCCUCGACGUCCUCACCGACUUCAUGAAGUUGGCAGCCGCUCAUCUCCUCGGUGCGGACCUUGCGCCUGGAUUUCUCAGAGAGUUGGUCGACCCAGUCUUACGUCGUCUCGCGGAUGAACUCGAGAGCCACCUCUGCGACCUGGUCAAGAAGCACACCACCAACUCACCAGCCCUCACUCGGGAUCUCCUCAAGGACGGCAUCCGCCGUGGCAGGGCGAGGUACAUGUCGCAUCUCAUGUCAGAAUUGCUCACUGAUUCCACUGCCACGAGUCGCCAUCGACGGGACUCGCGGCAGUCCUUGCUCGAGGAGAGAUUGCUUGACAUGCCACCAGACACUUUCGGCUCGCAACUCGCCCUCGCCGAGGCCCUAGAGUGCGCCGAGAUGCAUUAUGAGUGUAUCCUCAAAAGUCAGGCACUCCCUGUCAUUGACUUCCCUAGCAUGGACAGUCUGGUCCUUCAAAAGCUUGUCAAGUCCUUUGACUGGAACCUUGUCAUUGGCCUGGAGAGCGACGAACUCGAGAAGAUUGGGAACAUGCAGAUCGACCCUGCGGCAGCAAAAGAGCAAGAGCACCUCAAAGAGCAGUACGAAAAACUUCAAAGUGGCGUGCGUGAGCUGAAGGAGAUGUUGCAGGAGGGUGAGUUUCCAUCACUGACGCCGUCUCGUGCCGACACUGACGGAGAAGCGUUGACAGCCAACGCUGGCUUCAAGACCCCCAAGAAGCACCCGCGGGAUGAGGAGGCAGAGGAUAGCCCGUUGACGAAGAAAUUCGCGCGGCGGCCGGCCAUUGCCAGCGCUGAGGAGAGCAGCGGAGAAGAAGACUCGGACGACUAUUACGGCAAGGAGCUAUGA
Molecule: messenger RNA, 2274 nt
Organism: Cladophialophora psammophila CBS 110553
Lineage: Eukaryota; Fungi; Ascomycota; Eurotiomycetes; Chaetothyriales; Herpotrichiellaceae
Exons: 2
Coding region: 1-2274 (757 amino acids)
Cellular component (GO): membrane; cytoplasm; microtubule
Molecular function (GO): GTPase activity; microtubule binding; GTP binding
Source: RefSeq, a predicted model, not a curated record